This is a messenger RNA of Anopheles stephensi (Asian malaria mosquito), 847 nucleotides long. RefSeq lists its product as uncharacterized. The transcript is spliced from 5 exons. The record is from RefSeq and is a predicted model, not a curated record. Bases 58 to 660 code for a protein of 200 amino acids. NCBI's taxonomy places the organism in Eukaryota, Metazoa, Arthropoda, Insecta, Diptera, Culicidae.
GGGUCAGUGUGUUGUAGAUCCGCUUGAGGAAUAAAUAAAGCAAAACCAGCCACAGACAUGAACGAACAGCAUCUCCGUAUCGUUGCUUUUAUCGUGUUAUGCACUCUCCACCUUGGAAUUCCUCAAAUAUCGUACACCGAAAGCGUCUGCAAACAGAUUCUAGAGGAGGCCAACUUUCGAGAGUGUUGCAAUAUGCCCCGGCUGCUGUCGGACGAAGUCUUCCAGCGCUGUGACAAUCGUACGCUUCCGCCCGUCCCACCAGACGUUCCCGCACCGAUACCCGCCAAUUGCCAGGCCGAGUGUGUGCUGAACGAAACGGGCAUCCUGGUGCACCGUCAGUUCAUGCUGGAGCAGGCGGUUAAGGUGCUGGUUGGCCAGGUCCCGGCCGAUAACGUUAUGUGGAUGCGCGCGUUCGAAGUGGCCGCCCGAAAGUGUUACAAUCUAGUAAUGACAAGAACCUUCUAUCUGCAGGAUGUGGCCAAAAAUUUGAUCUCAUCCCAAUGCAUUCCGACCUCGAUCCGGUAUCUCGAGUGUACUUUUUCGAUCAUUUACCGGGAUUGUCCUGAUGCUUACUGGAACUACAACAACGAGCAGUGUAAAGGCAUUGUGGUAGCGCUGAACAACUGCUACUACCUGUUCCAGCAUGUAUGGAAGAUUUAGCAUUUGAAAACACAAAGCUAGCGUUAAACAAUAUGCCCAACAAGUUGUGUUGUUUUGUUUGCGGUAAAAGAAGAAUAUAUAGAACUAGCGUACAAUGACCGUUACACGCCGCAUUAAAUAGUCGUUAAAAUGCAAUUGGCGACCGCCCCACCCAUCACCAUACCCAAACUAAUAAAUACAAGUUCAA